Molecule: messenger RNA, 723 nt
Organism: Anopheles merus
Lineage: Eukaryota; Metazoa; Arthropoda; Insecta; Diptera; Culicidae
Product: pheromone-binding protein-related protein 6-like
Exons: 2
Coding region: 1-477 (158 amino acids)
Biological process (GO): sensory perception of smell
Molecular function (GO): odorant binding
Source: RefSeq, a predicted model, not a curated record
AUGUUGGUUCAAGAUUCCCCACUGUUGCUGCUGCUGCUGCUGCUGUUAGUGGCGCAGUGCUUGGAUGGAGCGGAUUGUAGCACCAUCACCACCCAACGGCCAGCGCCGCGUCGGGACAGGCAAUAUCCUCCGCCAGAGACUCUUGCCUUUCUGCGACCACUGGGCAAGCUGUGCCUGGAGGAGACGGGUGUUAGCCCGGAGGCGAUCAAGCGAUUCAGCGACGCCGAUCCGUUCGACGAUAAUCGUGCGCUCAAGUGCUACAUGGACUGUAUGUUCCGAGUGACGAACGUGACCGAUGAUCGCGGUGAGCUGCACAUGGGCAAGCUGCUCGAACAUGUGCCGGUAGAGUUUGAAGACAUUGCACUGCGAAUGGGCGUGAGGUGUACUCGGCCCAAGGGCAAGGAUGUGUGCGAACGGGCGUUCUGGUUUCACAAGUGCUGGAAAACAUCGGACCCUGUGCACUACUAUCUGGUGUGAGAAGGGACAAAAGUCAACCGGGUUUGUUGUGUUGACUCAUUAAGUAAGUAUCUAGCUACAUUAAGACACACGCUGUUGCCUGCUGUAUGCCUGCCUGCUGACCAUUAUACAUCGGCACACAAAACGCAAGUGUGUGUGCGUGACUCUGUGAUCUGAGGAUGGAUGGUCACGAAUGCGCCACAUCGUACAGCAAUCAAUCAAUCAAUGUACAACGUCCCGGGAGGGUACGCAGAAUGGAAGUACAAG